Messenger RNA from Plasmodium relictum, 324 nucleotides. RefSeq names its product conserved Plasmodium protein, unknown function. The record is from RefSeq and is a predicted model, not a curated record. The transcript is spliced from 4 exons. Bases 1 to 324 code for a protein of 107 amino acids. Lineage: Eukaryota; Apicomplexa; Aconoidasida; Haemosporida; Plasmodiidae.
AUGGGCAAAAAUAGUAAAAAAAAAAAAAAUAUUCAUCAAAAUGUUGCAAACACAGCAUUUAAUAAUAAACCAUCUUUAAAAUGGCGAUUAAUUAAUAAAGAAUCAAAUUUUUUUGAUAAAGCAUUUGAAGAAAACUUAAUUAACUUUCAAAAAAUGUCACUAAAUGAAGAUAAUAAUUCUUCACAAAAAGAAGAUAACAUAGAAGAAAAAAUUGUACGAACUCGAAAAAAGUUGAAAAAAAAAAAAAAAAGAAAGAUAAAAGAUAGAAUUAGAAAAAAGAGACCAUUUCAAAAACAGAAAAAGAGAAAAUUUAAAAGAAGAUAA